Messenger RNA from Bactrocera dorsalis (oriental fruit fly), 5692 nucleotides. RefSeq names its product oxysterol-binding protein-related protein 8 (gene Orp8). The record is from RefSeq and is a predicted model, not a curated record. The transcript has 12 exons. Gene Ontology annotation, molecular function: cholesterol binding. Bases 417 to 3797 code for a protein of 1126 amino acids. Gene Ontology annotation, cellular component: membrane; cytosol; intracellular membrane-bounded organelle. NCBI's taxonomy places the organism in Eukaryota, Metazoa, Arthropoda, Insecta, Diptera, Tephritidae.
GAACUUUCAUUUGGUUUCAUUGGAAUAGGUUGAUUCGCUGAUUUUGGUUGCUUUUGGUUACGUUUGGAAAGAUCAGAUGGAGAACGGGCGGAAGGGAAUAGAAUUGAUUUAAAUUAAAUUGAUUUAUAAACAGUUCAGUGUAUGUAAAUUAGUUAGUGUUGUGGAAACUACUUUGCAUAAGUUCAUUAAAAAGUUAAGAUUUAUAAAAUCUAAUAAAAUACAGUGGAAUCUUGUGAAAAAAAUCAAUACAUAAUUUAUUAGAAAAAAUAUUGUGUUGCAGUAAUACAACAUAAAAGUGAACACAGUGCCUAGAUGCAUUACAGUUUUUUUUCUUUAUAAUACGAAAAACAUAUUAGCAACUUUGUAAAAAUACAUAUAGCUAAAGACAAAAACGUCCGAAUCACAUUUUAUUUGCAAUGACGCAAACUACGGCAGCUGGCUCAGGGGGUUCGAAUGUCAGCAACUUGAUGACGACAAGUAGUACACCGAUACGCAUUGGGAGCGGAUUGAGCAGCUAUCAUGGUAACAGUUCAGCUUCUGUUGCUACUCAUCAUGCAUUGACCGGAAAUGAUUCAUCUUCACCCGGUGGUGGCGGUAGUGCUGGCACUGGCACAUCUGCUGUGCCUCAAUCUAGUAGUGUACCAUCUGGGGCAGCCGAUAAUAUACGUCAGCAAUUGCAAAGCCAAAUUUCCUUGUCUAUGGGCGCCUCCAAUCAGUCGUUAGGUGUUAGCGCGGGUGCUGUAGGAGUUUCUAGUAUAACACCACCCAACAGUGCCGGUCUGCGGCAGACUGGAGCUUUUGAUUUCAAGUUUAUGCGGCGCGCAUCCUCAAAAGUUCUAUUGCCAAAACUUCCGUCCACAGAUAGCUUGAGCAACAGUCCGGGUCCAUCAUCGCCAGGACUUGCCAGUUGGGCAACAGAUAGUCGUGACAAAUAUGAUGGCAAUCAAGCAGAUAAGACGCCGGGAGAUCCCUCCAAGCUUAACCGGAAGGAGUCCUACAAGGCGCAACGCAAAAAUUAUCGGCGGGAAAAGAAACGUGUUGCGUCCGAAUUGCUGAAUUCGCUACAGGAUCCCACUGUGGUGGUGCUAGCUGAUUGGCUUAAGGUACGUGGCACACUGAAGUCAUGGACAAAGCUGUGGUGUGUUUUAAAGCCCGGCAUGAUGCUGCUCUACAAGAGUCCCAAGCUGAAAAGCAGCCAUUGGGUGGGCACAAUUAUGCUGACCUCAUGCCAGGUCAUCGAGCGGCCGAGCAAGAAAGACGGCUUUUGCUUUAAGCUUUUCCACCCACUGGAGCAGUCGAUAUGGGCGCCGCGUGGACCAGACAAGGAGACAAUAGGCGCAGUCGUUCAACCCUUACCAACCGCUUACCUGAUAUUUCGCGCACCCAGUCAGGCGGCUGGUAAAUGUUGGAUGGAUGCACUGGAGCUCUCCUUGCGCUGUUCAGCAUUGCUUUUGCGUUCCAACAGCAGCUUGGGCGCUGUGCAGGGCACCAGUGCCAGCGACAAUGCGCAGAUAUCGCAUGAAACGCAGUGGUCGGAGGCGGAUUACGAAAAACAUUUCAACGAACAUGACCCACCUCCUGAACGCUUCACACCGAGCGGUAGCAUGCAAAAACAAUAUUCGCAGUAUCUUAUGGUGCCCGAAUUGAGCAAAUCGCACGCCAGUUCGGACACAAGUUUGACAUCUCGUGCACAGACACCAAUUUUGCAGCAACUGUAUAUGACAAUGACCCAUUGGGAGCGUGUUGUUGCCAAUUCGGCGGAGAAAAAUUUACGCAAACUACGCAAAGCCAAACAUUUAGGCAAACGUGAUUCAUUUGAAGGCAUGAGUUCAAUGGGUGAUCUCAGUGAUAUUUCGAGUGUUGACUUUCCAUCCAUGCUGGAAACACACCAGUCGUUAAAAUUGAAGGCACGUCGCCAAAAUCAAUUUAUGAAAUCGGCUUCGUUAGGCCCGAUGGCACAUGAGACAUCGUCAUCGAUUGAUUCGGUUGACGAAAAUGCAGAGCUGCAGGCCAGAUCAGGCGCAUCCAGAGCAUUGAGCGCACCACCUUUUGUGCUCAACGUUAAGGAUCUUGAUGGCGAUAGCCAAAACGAAGGUGGUCCAGCCGCUAUGUCAGGGGUCGACACCGAAUCAGAAUCAGAUCAAGAGGCUGUGGUCGAAGACGAAGAGCCCGAAACACCAUAUGUGCCACUCACCGAAGAGGAGUUCGGCUCUGUGGGUGAGCAGGUGGAGGAGCUGGCAGACGAGAACAAAAGCUUGAUUUGGAUACUGGUUAAGCAAGUGCGGCCAGGCAUGGAUUUGAGUAAGGUCGUUUUGCCGACAUUCAUACUCGAGCCACGUUCAUUUUUGGAUAAACUAUCCGAUUCAUAUUAUCAUGCAGACAUCUUGUCGAGGGCUGUCACCGAAGACGAUCCCUUUACGCGUAUGAAGACCGUUGUACAAUGGUACCUAUCAGGUUUCUACAAAAAACCAAAAGGCUUAAAAAAGCCCUACAAUCCAAUAUUGGGUGAAACGUUCCGUUGCUAUUGGGAGCACCCGAAUGGUAGCCGUACAUUCUACAUUGCCGAACAGGUGUCACAUCAUCCACCAGUGUCGGCGUUUUAUGUGACCAAUCGCCAGGAUGGUUUCUGCAUCAGUUGCUCCAUCUUGGCUAAAUCGAAGUUCUAUGGCAACAGCACAUCAGCUGUACUGGAAGGCGUUGCCACACUCACGUUGCUACCUCGUGGUGAAACGUAUACAUUGAAUACACCAUAUGCCCAUUGUAAGGGCAUACUUGUUGGUACACUGUCCAUGGAGUUGGGCGGCAAAGUUAACAUUGAGUGCGAGAACACCGGUUACAAGACGGAACUGGAAUUCAAGCUGAAACCAUUCCUGGGUGGCUCGGACUAUACCAAUUUAAUUUCGGGUAAAAUUAAGUUGGGCAAAGAGACCAUGGCCACCAUAAGUGGUCAUUGGGAUACCGAAAUGACAAUCAAAGAAGCUAAAACUGGCGAAGAAACUGUACUUUUUAAAGCGGACGCGGACACGAAACACAAGCGUCUGGUGCGCUAUGUGGUACCGUUGGAUGCGCAGCUACCAAACGAAUCUGAACGUUUAUGGGAGAAAGUAUCGCUAGCGAUACGUAGCGACGAUCAGGUUGGCGCAACCGAGGAGAAGACCGUGCUGGAGGAAGCGCAGCGCAACUCGGCAAAGGAACGAAAAGCACUAUCAAUUGAAUGGAUGCCGGUACAUUUCAACUUCGAUCCGAUAAUAACACAGUGGAUGUAUAAUUACGCUGACUUGCGUCCGUGGGAUCAACGCAACGAUUUGAAGCAGUACGAAGCGAAUUACAAAGUGCUCACGAAGACACGCCAUCGGGCGCCAAUGGUGCGUAACCCGAGCAUCGUGACUGCCGAUCCAAUGCAGUUAAUUAAAUCAUCUUCUCUAUUGAAGGUAAAACAUAAAAGCCUUUCGAUUUUGGGUCUGCCACAUGACGAUGAAAAAAGCGAUUCGAGUGGAUCAAAUCCGGAUGUGAACAAGGAGCCACACCAGAAAUCGAACAAAUCAAUACGAAAAUUGGUAUCAGCCAUUGAAAAGAUGAAUCACACACUGGAGGAGCAAACGAAGCAAUUGCGUGUGAUCCAAACAAAUUUGGAGCGAAUCCACUAUAAUCCCAGACUAAUGGCGCCGUCUACAUCUACCGGCCGUUACGCCGACAUUGUGCCGCGCACCGUGCCACAAACGGUGGUCAUAAAAUCAAUGGUUUAUGCAUUCGUUGGCUUAGCAGCCUGCUUUGUAAUGAAAUGGAUGUUUAAGUAAAUCGAGCGUCAACUCAGUUGAAGCGGUGAACGAAUCGAUAAGUUGAAUUAGUUAGGUAAAACGCUUAUUGUUCAAAAUAUUCAUUGAUGUUGCUGUUGUUGUCAGCGCAACGAGAUCGUGUGCAAUAUGUUUCACACAAGUAAAUAUACAUACAUACUUACAUCAAGCGAUGUAACCGUAAAUAAUGCUUAAGUUACGGUUUUACGGUACACAUUUUUACGCUAACUUUAAAAUCGUCUUUAAAAUAAUAUGUUACUAUAGUAUUACCUCAAUUUGAAUUAUGUUAAGCUAUUUUAAAAAACUUCCUUUGUACUUUUCGCGUUUAGGUCGUAAACUUUUCGAGACACACUUCACUGCAUGCAUAUUGUUUUGUAUGCAGGCGGUUUGAAAUUAUACAACUAUAUACAUACAUAUAUGUAUGCUUAUAUACAUAAGUCUAUUAUGUAUUUGCAUGAAAAGUGUAAAGAGCUGUGUAUGUUGAUAAGUGAGAUAAUAGUUUUAUUUGAGUUUUCGUGUGAAUAAUUCGAUGUCGUUGUUGUUACCUAGGCAUUAUCACUGAACAGUGGUUUAUGCGGCAGCUGGUACCAUUUAUUUGCGUAAGAGAUUAAGGGGCACACUUGUGAGAGUCGAAAAAUGGCAAUUACAAAAAAAAUGCUUAAAUUGCUUUUUACACAAUAUAUAUAUUUGAGGUUAGAUUUGAAGAGUAUACAACAAAGUUUUUGAAGAAAAAAAUAAUAUUUUUUGAGUUACACGCGGUCGGAAAAAAUAAAAAUAAAUGCGGCGUUUAAAAAAAAUGAAAUCAAAAACUACUAUAUUAAAAGUCAAAACUAUAUUUAAUUUUAAAUUUUAAUAUAAUAUUAUUUCACACGAAAUGUGCCCCUUAAAAAUAUUCAUUAAGAACGUGAACCUCGACAGUUUUCACUUUUUUACUAGUUGAAAAAUUUAAUUAGGCUAUAGUGGAGGAGUCUAACGUAGAAAUAUCUAUAAUUGUAGGUGUCAAAAUCUUACCCAACGUUUAAGUAAGACUUUGACACUAAAAAUUGUGGAGAUGUUUACGGUUCUCCAAAAUCGAACUGUAUGUGGUUCACACAACUAUUCACACGUAAUAUUUUCCUAUUUUUUGAUAAGUUUGUAAAAGUUGUUUUGAGGUUAGUUGCUUUGAAAGCAGGAAUCGUUAGGAUUUUUUUUAACUAUAAUUUAGUUGUGUAUUACAACCAUUCAUUGUAAACUCACUGUAAACAUACCUAAGAAAUUUGAUUUCUUUAUAUACGAAGGCUUUUCAAAAGUUAUUCACAUAUAAAUUUGAUUCCUUUAUAAAUACUACAAGUAUAUAUUUUUUAUUUCAAUUAUUAUAAAACAUAUAUUAAGAUUAAAAGAAGAAGAAGCAGAUGUUAUUAGCUGUGUGUUGGAUUUGUGGAAAAGCUGUUGUUCGUGCUAGCGAGAUAUUAUGUAAUUUAACUCAUAUGUAUUUUUAUUAUGUAUCGUGAUCGUGAUCGUGUCGUGAUUUGCAUCAACGAAGUAAGACAUUUAAAAUUUAAACAAUUAAUACAUAUUUAUAACAUGUUGUUCUGAUUAUCGCACCAAGCAUCGACGGUUACAUUUAGAAAAUAACUGUCUGUCUCUCCCUCUAUAACUCUCUCGGUCACACAACACGCACUUGAACUGCAUAUGAAUUAAAGAAAUUUUCCAAACAAAUAAAAGCACCAUGACAGGAAUCACAACACAAAUUCGCUUAUUAGCCACGAUUAGACUAUAGAAAUUAUUGCUAUGUACGCUAAAUAAAAUUUAUUCUGUUAAAAGAACAUAACAAAAGGAGUAAGAUGAAGAUGAUUACCUACAUAAGUACACAAAUGCUGUUAACAUUUCAAGUCCAAUAAACGAAACUCUAUACUUUA